GGUAUCGCCUAAAACCGUAGCGUUGUGCAUCUCCCUACUCAUCUCUGCCAAGAUAUCCAACUAUGCUAUCUGGAAAUUCACUAAUCCAUGCCGUUUUUACGGGAAUUUCUUAAAUGUGAUUUAAACCAAAAUUCAAGUUAUAACGAUGCUUUUCAAAUAAGAUAUUAAAGAGAAUAAAUUCUGUGGAAAAGGAUUACGGACGUAAAGGGCCCAGAUUGUUCGAGCAAUGGCGCCAUACUUUCCUUAUCAAGACAUAACAUAACCUUAUGCUUUAAUCAAGGUCUAAUUCUGAGUAACAGUACAGAAAUCGUAGUAAAAGUAUCCAAGAAUGUGCGAUUAAAAUAACGCUAUUUCUUCUGUAAAAAUGCUGGAUCUAAAUACGUAUGUCAAUGAAAUUGUAUGGUGGUGGUGCUGGUACGCUAAGGAAAUUUCAUGGCAGAUCGUGAUAGCUGUGAGCGCGUAUUUAUGUGUUUGCGUUUUUCUGUACUUUUUAUUAAAAAACACGAAUCACAGACCAUGGCAAAUACCUGGUCCACCAUCCAGAAUAUUAUUGGUGACGGCACAUCCAGACGACGAAGUUAUGUUCUUUGGCCCUACGAUAUACAACAUCGUCAGAGAUAAUAUCAGCCAGAUUUAUAUUCUCUGCUUGACUACGGGUGGUAACAAACAAAGGAAGGAGGAGCUAUGGGACUGUGCAAAAAUUCUUGGCAUACCUGAGGGCAAUGUCACCAUUAUAAUGAAUCCAGAAUUACCUGAUGACCCUACACUGAUUUGGCCAGAAACAGAAGUUUCGAAAAUAAUGUUAAAUUUUAUAGAAACUUAUAAAAUAAAUGCAGUGUUAACUUUUGAUAAAUUUGGCGUAAGCGGGCAUAAGAAUCAUAUUUCGCUCUUUUACGCAUUUGCUUCCAUGUAUAUGGAGAAGAGGGUGCCAUCAUAUUGCAAGCUGUAUAUAUUGGAGUCUGUAAACAUUGUUAGAAAGUAUGUUCAGCUAUUGGAUUUACCAAUCAGUUUGUUGUCUGGCUCGUAUUGGUAUUUCGUCGAUUAUAACCAAAGGCGAAUAAUAAAAGAAGCAAUGGCAGCACACAAGUCACAAUAUGUUUGGUUCAGAAAAUUAUAUAUGAUUUUUUCGCGGUACACGUUCAUCAACACGAUACAAGAAGUUGUUGAAUUGGACUUUGAUUUAGAUUUUCAAUUGGAUGAGGACUAAAGAUCUCAUUGGUCAGGCAUAUUUUGAAAAAUAUCGAUCACUGUACAUAGCGCGAUAAAAGUUUGUGUACUCUUGCGAUUAACGACGGAACUUACACGCUUGCGAAACAGUAUCAGUCGUUACGUUGUUUUAACAAUUUAUCUUCAUGCAUCUCUGCGUCUUCAUUGUCGAACCUUGUACAAAUUGCUAAUAACUGUCUAUAUAUCUAUUAAUCUGUAUAUAUUAUAAAAACGAAUGCUUAUGACUUCUCAGCGAAUGAAUGAAAUCGAAUUUAUAAUAAAAGACGUA
Cephus cinctus (wheat stem sawfly) is the source of this 1495-nucleotide messenger RNA. RefSeq names its product N-acetylglucosaminyl-phosphatidylinositol de-N-acetylase (gene PIG-L). The transcript is spliced from 5 exons. Gene Ontology annotation, biological process: GPI anchor biosynthetic process. The record is from RefSeq and is a predicted model, not a curated record. Lineage: Eukaryota; Metazoa; Arthropoda; Insecta; Hymenoptera; Cephidae. Gene Ontology annotation, molecular function: N-acetylglucosaminylphosphatidylinositol deacetylase activity. Gene Ontology annotation, cellular component: endoplasmic reticulum. Bases 365 to 1207 code for a protein of 280 amino acids.